AUGGAGCCAAUUCCAAAACUUCUAGCUGGACUUAUUCUGUUGACAUUGUGUGUGGUGAGCUGCUCCAGCCAGCACUGGUCCUAUGGAUUGCGCCCUGGAGGAAAAAGAAAUGCAGGAAAUUUGAUUGACUUAUUUCAAGAGAGAGCCAAAGAGGUUGAUCAGCUAGCAGAACCUCAACACUUGGAAUGCACCCUUCACCAGCCACCUUCUGCCCUCAGGGAGCUGAAAGGAGCGCUGGAAAGUCUGAUUGAAGAGGAAACUGGACAGAAGAAGAUUUAA
This is a messenger RNA of Pipistrellus nathusii (Nathusius's pipistrelle), 279 nucleotides long. The record is from the annotation of a GenBank genome assembly. Lineage: Eukaryota; Metazoa; Chordata; Mammalia; Chiroptera; Vespertilionidae.